Molecule: messenger RNA, 813 nt
Organism: Branchiostoma belcheri (Belcher's lancelet)
Lineage: Eukaryota; Metazoa; Chordata; Leptocardii; Amphioxiformes; Branchiostomatidae
Product: late histone H2B.L4-like
Exons: 3
Coding region: 152-544 (130 amino acids)
Biological process (GO): nucleosome assembly
Cellular component (GO): nucleosome
Molecular function (GO): protein heterodimerization activity; DNA binding; structural constituent of chromatin
Source: RefSeq, a predicted model, not a curated record
AACCAACACCUGGCCACUGUGGCCUAUAAAUUGCAACAGCAAAGCUGAAAUCUCUCUCUCUCCCUUCCUUCCGUUGACACGGGUGGUGAAGUUUUGCCGUCUACAACCUUGACUGUGUAUCCUUCGUGACUUCUAUCCGGAAUACGGAACGAUGGCGCGUACGUCCGCGAAGAAACCGGCAGCCGGAAAGUCCGGAGGAACCAAGGCGAUGACCAAGGCUGGCAGGCCGCCCGGCAAGCCAUCCGGCCGGAGGAAGAGGAAAGAGAGCUUCGGUACCUACAUCUUCAAGGUGUUAAAACAGGUCCACCCCGAUACCGGUAUCUCGGCGCGAGCCAUGGGCAUCAUGAACUCCUUCGUCAACGAUCUCUUCGAGAGGGUAGCAUCCGAAGCCUCCCGCCUGGCGAACUACAACAAGCGCUCCACCAUCAGCAGCCGGGAGAUCCAGACCGCUGUGCGACUCCUGCUGCCGGGCGAGCUGGCCAAGCACGCCGUCAGCGAGGGCACCAAGGCCGUCACCAAGUACACCAGCAACACCGCCAAGUAAAAACGAUCGGCAACGGACUGUUUUAGCACUUUGAGAUGCAAAACUUUCGAGCGAUUUUGUACACAAUGUAAAUAAGAUUAAAGUGGACGAUAUUUUGUGUGCCGGAAACUAAAUCCAAAACUUGAGGGGAGUAACCAAAUUGGGAAAACCUAAAAUGUCUCAAAGCAGUGUCAGUGCUCACGAAUACGAGAACCAAUUGUUAGUUCAGUUUGUUUGCAAUGAUUUGUUUGAUGUGGUUGUGUGAAUAAAGUUACUUUUUUAUAGUAAAA